AUGAAGAUGCUCCAACGGCUAGCCAGGUCAAAUUUUAGACAAACUGUGAGAACUUACUGCGGGACCACCAGCUUAUCAAGUAAGGAUACAAUUAAAUACGAGCACGAAUACUCAGCUCAAAAUUAUCAUCCGCUGCCAGCAGUAUUUGAAAAGGCUAAAGGUGCGCAUGUGUGGGAUCCCGAGGGUAAUAAAUAUUUGGAUUUUUUGUCUGCUUAUUCUGCUGUUAACCAAGGCCACUGCCACCCUCGGAUAAUAUCGGCACUGGUGGAUCAGGCCUCAAAGCUGACGCUGUCAUCGAGAGCGUUUUCCAAUCCCGUAUUCUCGGCGUACGCCAAAUAUGUGACAGAAUAUUUCCAAUACGAAUCUGUUCUACCCAUGAAUACAGGUGUAGAGGCGGUCGAGACUGCAUUGAAACUUGCAAGAAGGUGGGGUUACAUGGUAAAGAAAAUUCCUAAAAACGAAGCGAUUGUAUUGGGUGCCCAGGGAAAUUUCCAUGGCAGAUCUUUAGGUGCGAUAUCACUGUCUGCUGACGAGGAUUGCCGUCAGAUGUUUGGACCAUUUGUACCAAAUAUCAGUGCCGAAAUUCCGGGCGACUCUGGACACAAACUUUUGAGAUACGGAGUUGUCGAAGACGUGCAACUGGCAUUUAAGAAAGCAGGAAAACGUAUUGCUGCGAUUAUUUUAGAGCCUAUCCAAGGUGAAGCUGGCAUUGUGGUCCCACCUCCAGAUUAUCUAACAAAAGUUCAAGAACUUUGCCGCAAGCAUAAUGUGCUGCUAAUUUGCGAUGAGAUUCAGACGGGCAUUGCUCGAACAGGAAAAUUGUUAUGUUAUGAGCACUCGCCCAAUGUUAAGCCAGAUAUUGUGCUGUUAGGGAAGGCUAUAUCAGGCGGGGUACUACCUGUGUCGUGUGUACUAUCAUCCAAAAGUAUAAUGGAGUGCCUCACGCCAGGGUCGCAUGGAUCCACUUACGGAGGUAAUCCCCUGGCUUGCCGAGUAGCUAUGGCGGCGUUGGACGUUGUUCAGAGUGAGAAUUUGGUCCAGAAAGCAAAGGAGGACGGUGAAUUUCUACAGUCCGAGCUGAAGAGACUACAGCGUACCUCUGGCGGGAUCAUAUCCGAAGUUCGUGGCAAAGGAAUGCUGACCGCUAUUGUUAUUGAUCCGUUAAGAGCUAACGGAAGGACGGCCUGGCAAUUGUGUUUGCUAAUGAAAGAGCACGGUGUGCUCGCAAAACCCACACACGACCAUAUAAUCAGGUUGGCCCCACCCCUUGUCAUCUCUAAGCAUGAUAUCCUCAAAGGAGUCGAAGCCAUUAGAUUAUCUUUGAAAGAAUUGCCUAGCUAUGAGGCUGGUACUGAUUAA
Lachancea dasiensis is the source of this 1359-nucleotide messenger RNA. NCBI's taxonomy places the organism in Eukaryota, Fungi, Ascomycota, Saccharomycetes, Saccharomycetales, Saccharomycetaceae. The record is from the annotation of a GenBank genome assembly.